GUUUUUUAUAAAUAACCUCGUUGUCAUAUAUUGAUGAUAUUAAAAUGUAAAAAUUUAAUUUAAUCUGUUUAUUAUUAUUUAUAGAAAGAGGUUUUGUAAUUAUAAACUUCAAAAAAGAACCAUGGUUUUGCAUAUUAAGAGGUAAAAGUGUGAAUUUUAAUUAACAAUCAGCAAAAAUAAUAAUCCCGCCAAAGAUAACCCAACACCUGGGUAUAAACCCAUAUUGAAAUUUAAGUUAUCCAGUCUCGUUAAGUUUAGUGAUCUUCAAGUUUAGUUGCUGUAAGUAAUCAAUAUGUCUAAAACUGAAUCUGAUUUGGACUCUAUUACGGAAAAGCUUGGUAAAACAUGUUUUUCGAAAGAAGAAGGAGUUUCCUUCGCCGGACAAUCAAUGAAAUUGGACACGAAAACACAAGCUCAAGUUGUAGUUGAUCAGAUUAAUGCCUGCCCGAAUUUGGAGUAUCUUAAUUUAGAAGGAAACACUUUAGGCAUAGAGGCUGCAGAAGCAAUCGGAAAAGCACUCGAAUCCAAAAGUGAGCUGAAAAAAGCACUAUGGAAAGAUAUGUUCACUGGACGUAUGAAAAAUGAAAUACCUACAGCUUUGAAAGCUCUUGGAAAAGGAUUAAUAACAGCCAAGGCUCAAUUAGAAGUUCUGGAUCUUAGUGAUAAUGCUUCUGGGCCAAUAGGCGUUGAAGGCAUAAUUGAUCUUAUCAAAAGUCCCACCUGUUAUACAUUGAAAGAAUUGAAGUUGAACAACAUGGGUUUGGGUGUAGCAGGUGCUAAGCUUCUAGCUGGUGCUCUAAUGGAUUGUUACAAAAAAUCAAAAGAAGCAGGAAAACCAUUAGCGUUGAAAGUUUUUAUUGCUGGAAGGAAUAGAUUAGAAAAUGAGGGAACAAAAGCUUUAGCUUUAGUGUUUGAGGCAUUAGGUAGUCUAGAAGAAAUACAAAUACCACAAAAUGGAAUAUACAGACUGGGAAUUGAGGCACUAUCUAGAGCACUUGCUUGUAAUCCCAGACUGAAGGAAAUUAAUCUCAAUGACAACACCAUUAAUCCUGAAGGUUCAGCAGCUCUUUCAGAAGCCAUCACUAAGCUUCAGAGUCUUGUAAAAUUAGAUCUUGGAGAUUGCCUUUUGAAAACGAAAGGUGCUGAAUUCCUUGCUAAAUCACUUAAAGAAGGUCAUUAUGCACUUGAGGAAUUGGUGGUAUCUUUUAAUAGUAUUAAAAUAUCAGGAGGUGUAGCAUUAGCUGAGGCUGUGAUGUCUAAACCAAGGUUUAAAAGAUUGAUUGUAGAUGGUAAUAAGUUUGGUAAUGGAGGAAAAGGAAAAAUGAAACAAAUCGCGGAAGCUGCUGGGAAAGUUGAAUCAUUAGGCUGUAUGAGUGAUGAUGAAGGAAGUGAUGAAAGUGAAGAUGAAGAAGAUUAUGGAAACACACCAUAUAGUGAUGAUUCUUGUGAAAGUGAUGUUUGUAGCGAGGGUGAUGAAGAGGAAGAAGAUAAAAAUUACGUUGAGAAUACAUCGACGAGUGAUGCUAGCAGUGGAGGUUAUCCUGACCGGAUAGCUUCUGGAUUAACAGGACAGGUUUCUGCAAAGGAGUUUUUAGAAAAUCCUACUUACGAUAAUCUUGUAGGUUUGGGAGAUGACCCAGUAUCAACGAUUGUCAGUGAAAUUAGAGCAAAACCUUACAACACACAACUGGAUGAAUUGAUGGAAGCUAUAGUAAAAGUAAGCAGCAUAGUUCAUCCUGAGUGUGAUUUACUUGAUACAAAAAUUGCUACUUCUUGGGAAAUGAAUACCUCUUUAGAAUUAUAUCAAAAAUUAUUUGAAUGGGCAAAAGAAAGAAAAGCCUUAUCUUAUGUGAACAAUGCCUUACCUGUUCAUUUAAGUUUAAUUAAGGAUGAAGAAACUAGAAAACCAAAAUCAAAUAAAAAAUUGGGUGGUUGUAUUCAUGCUUUAAAAUACUUAAUGACGGAAGAAGGCGUUUUCCCAAAAGAAACCAUAGCAAUUUUAAAUAUGUUAAUCAAAGCACAUCAAGAUAAAUCAAGGAAAAAGGACUGACUUGAAAUUGUGAAAAAAAAUAUUUAUUGAAAUCCUUUAAAAAACUACCAAGACUACCUGUGAUUAAUUAUACUUAUUGAUAAUGACUAUAUAGUUUUAUUUUAUUAACAUAACAUUUAAACAUUUUAGAUUAACUUAUGUAAUGGUAUAAUUUAUUAAAUAUGUAAUGCAUAUUUACCAAUACUAACAUGGUUUAAGUUAGAUAAAUGGUCUUGAUGAUAAGAAUAACUUUCAUGAAAAAAAAAAGAAAAGUUUUUCUGUUUAAUUUUAUAAAAAAAAUAAUAGUGUUGUUUUGGAUGAUUUAAUUAAAAACUAUUACAAUUA
Nezara viridula (southern green stink bug) is the source of this 2374-nucleotide messenger RNA. The record is from the annotation of a GenBank genome assembly. NCBI's taxonomy places the organism in Eukaryota, Metazoa, Arthropoda, Insecta, Hemiptera, Pentatomidae.